CAGUUAUGUCAUCAACAGAAAGUCAUCCUAGGUGGUGACUUGAGGGCUGACUCACCAGAUACGUAAUACUGACUGUUACUUUUUUAUGAAAAUGUCAUUGUUUUGACAAAGGGUUACUAAGAAAACAACAAAUCAUAUAAUGCCAUGUGAAAUGACAUAUAAAGUAAAAUAAUAACUACUUGCAUCUCUUUUUGAAAGACAUUGUGCCAAGUUUGGCAGUUACACAGUGAUGGACCUAAGGACCAACACUACCAUUGAUCUGCAGCUGGUUCAGUUUCACUUUCCACUCGCCAAACUUUCCCCUUGAUGACAGCGGUGGUGAUGUAUGUGGCUUGAGAGCAUAUUUAAGGCGACCCCUCACACAUCUAUCAACACACUCGUCUGACUUUGACACUCACUGGUCUCAUCACCGAUCACUUCUACCACCAAGACCCAAGAAGAAAACCAACAAUGUCCAGCAUCAUGAAAGUGCUCCUGCUCCUGGCUGCUGCGGUCUGCAUCUCUACAGCCAUGAUCAGAGAACCCGGUCAGAACUGUCUGUGUCAGGGUACCCGUAAUGGCAUUGGCGGGUCGAAGUUGAAGGAAAUCCAGAUCUACCAGCCCAACAGCUUCUGUAACAGACAGGAGAUUGUUGUCACCACCGACACAGGACGUCUCUGCCUGAACCCCGAUUUGAAAGCAGUGAAAGCCCUCUUGCGUAAGAUCCUAAGGAAAAAGAGAGCCGCCAUUAAACCAACCCAGUCCAGCUGAUUUCCCUUCGAACAGCAACAUGAAGCUCUGUUUCACUCCUCGGAUAAACACAUGACCUCUGACCCCCUCAGGACGGAACCUUUAUUGAAUGUAGACGUGAAAUGAGUCCAACUUUUUGUUUAUUUAUCCUCUAUCCUAUCCUAUUUAUAUGGAUUUCUCUGUCUUGUCUUACUUUCUCUGACUUGUCUUGUGAACAGAUUUGAUAUUUUAUGUUUUUCUAUUCAUGUUUU
Messenger RNA from Limanda limanda (common dab), 980 nucleotides. Its product is annotated as platelet basic protein-like. The coding region runs from base 451 to 750 and encodes 99 amino acids. NCBI's taxonomy places the organism in Eukaryota, Metazoa, Chordata, Actinopteri, Pleuronectiformes, Pleuronectidae. The record is from RefSeq and is a predicted model, not a curated record. Gene Ontology annotation, biological process: inflammatory response; chemokine-mediated signaling pathway; antimicrobial humoral immune response mediated by antimicrobial peptide. The transcript is spliced from 5 exons. Gene Ontology annotation, cellular component: extracellular region. Gene Ontology annotation, molecular function: CXCR chemokine receptor binding; chemokine activity.